Molecule: messenger RNA, 888 nt
Organism: Trypanosoma grayi
Lineage: Eukaryota; Euglenozoa; Kinetoplastea; Trypanosomatida; Trypanosomatidae
Exons: 1
Coding region: 1-888 (295 amino acids)
Source: RefSeq, a predicted model, not a curated record
AUGGCGACUGCGGCGGAGCUCGGCCCGGGUGGCGUCAGCAGCCAAGGAAAGCCCAUCUUCAUCGCGACGGAGCACACCAAGUAUGCACCUACCACGGAGCGCGAGCUCUCCGAUCAGGAGCAACUCGCGUGGAAGUCGUUUCAGCUGUGGCGCUCGACGCUCUCCGUGGAGCGCCGCGACAACGUGUACGCGUCGCUCACGAACUCCGACUAUACCAACUUCCGCUUAGCGCACCACAUAAUGGGCACGCCGUUCCCGGUGAUCGACACCGUCCCAGGCUUUUUCGACGUGCUCAAAGCGGUGCGUUGGUACGAACACGUCGCCUCGGCCGCCACGGCACUUGCAUACAGCUACUGGAUCCGCUCCAAGGCGUCAACACGCUACGCACACAUGAUGCCCAUGUCCCGCACAGCCAUCACGAUGCUAACGUUUUUCUCCAUGGACAUGUGCUUCUGUUACCGAAGCAUGUACCGCCUUUCUGGUUACCUACCGAAUGAUUACGAGUGCCGCAAGUAUGGCGUCAUGGAGGGCAAGGAACGUCUGGAACAGAAAAAGCAAAUGUGGGAAAAGUACGCCAAGUACAAGAAGGAAUGGUGCCGCCGCUUUGACUAUCAUGUGUACGGCAUUCGCCCUGGUGAGAACUGGAAUCUAUUUUCGGCAUGCAUGCUUCCAGCGUGGGAGCCGGCAUACAACACAUGCACGGACUAUCCAAUGCGUAAGAACCCGUACUUCCUCACAUCGACGCCACUGCGCGAUAUAUUCGCUGAGUCGCAAUUCACGUACGAGAUACCGAAGGAUGAAACCGUGCCGCUCGUAAAGGCGAGGCCAGAGUUCAAGUACUUAUACCGUGGCCCCGAGCGUGAGGCACUCGUUUCCGAGAAGAAAUAG